GACAGAGGGAGAGAAAGAGAUCGAGGUGAGGGUAUCAUGGUUUCUGGCUUUAAUAAUGUACCGAUGUUAAGAAACUGCUGGCAUAUUUUUAACAGUGGAUUAUUUCAAGAGAUAUACUUACUUUAUAACUUUACCUAUACUUACUAGUAUUUAUGGGUUCAAUCUGAUUGGAGAAUAACCUCCUUUCAUCUCUUUGUGAUUGCAUAAGCUAGACAAGAGACCAGAUAAGGAUCCUCUCCAUCAAGAUAUAGAGGUAACACUUUAUUAUAACUGUCAUGUGUAUGACUUUAUACAUGCAGCUGUUUAAAAAAAAUAUUAUAUCACUUUUGGGUACCGUACUGUAACAGAUUUCCAUUAAAAUGGCCAAAAAUAGCUCUUUAGCUAUUUCUAAAGCAAUAAUUUGCUUGGACUGUCUGGGAGGUGAAAACUGAAAACGAGCUUUUAUUGGCAGAUAGGUUUGGAACUCUCUUUGUUAUUGUUCUGUUAACCAAUUUACUGCUUUAUGAUGUCACAAUGGAAAGCCGAAACUCCUCUCUUCCUUUGCCAUCACUCUCUCCUCUUUCUCCCUCCUUCUCUUCCCUUCCUUUCUCCCUCCUCUCUCUCCUCUCCCCUUGCACUCCCUCUCCCCAUGCCCUCUUAUCCCCGCAUUCUCUCCUUCCUCUCUCACGUCUCUCCCCUUGCCCUCCCUCUCUCCCUUCCGUCUCUUUCGUUCAUCUAUGUUUACCUCAGUGUAUUUGCAUAGCUGGCGCAGGGACUUUUCAUUGUAACACACAUGCGCACUUGUCUGUGGACACAUAAGUUGCGUCCUAAAUGGUAACCUAUUCCCUUUAUAGUACACUACUUUUGACCAGGGCCUAUUUGGGAUUCAACCAUACACACACACACACACACACACACACACACACACACACACACACACACACACACACACACACACACACACACACACACACACACACACACACACACACACACACACACACACACACACACACACACACACACACUUAUUUUCCUAAAGCCCCACUCUGCAAUUUUUUGAGCAGUAUAUCUCAUUGAAUAUCAUUUAUAAAUUCCUCAUGCGUUAUAGCUCAAUUAAAUUUGAGAGUGGAUACAUUUCCCUAGUGUCAUACCUCAGUUUUAUAGCAAACCAAGAGCAGGCUGCUGUUUUGUUCUUGUUCAAAUGACAUAUUGUGGCUUUAAAUCAUGGAUGUGAUAUUAUACAGCUGUGAAUUCAAUUGAUGUUAAAAGGAUCGUGGUUUCAGUUCAGAUGUGUUGAUGUAUGUUGGGUUUCAAAUCAGUCGAACAGAUAGAAAGAGAAGGAAAGAGCGAAAGGGUAGAGGAGGUGGAGGAGGAAAACAGAAAAAGGUCAUAAAAAAAGGAGGAUAGGAAAAUGAGAGAUGGACCUGUGAGCGAUACAGAGAGCAACAGAGAGGAAGAAGGAGGGAGAGAGAGAAAAAGAGAGGGGGGAGAGCAAGCAACAGUCAGCCAGACUAACAUAAAACAACUCGAAAAACAAGGUAGGUUACUGGUUUCGACUUUAACUUUUUGUUUUGUUACUGAUAGCUGUGAUUUUUGUAUCAAAGUAAUUCAACCGUGUGUGCUAUCUUCCUACACUCUUAGAAAAAAGGGUUCCGAAAGGGUUCUUCAGCUGUCCCCAUAGGAGAACCUUGGAAAUUGUUUCCUCUGUGAAAAGGGUUCUUCAUGGAACCUUAAAGGGUUCUACCUGGAAGAAAAAAGGGGUUAUUCAAAGGGAUCUCGUAUGGGGACAGCCAAAGAACCAUUUUAGGUUCUAGAUAGCACCUUUUUUUUAAAGAAUGUAGUGUAGCCUAGUGUCACAACACUAAUAACUGAGACUGGGAGAUUCAGAUAAACAAUCUUAAUUUGAGCCAGUUUGCAACAGCAGGAAAAAUAAUCCUGCAGCAACAGGAAAUGUGAAUGUUUAUGUGGAUUAUAAUGAAUGAGCAUUUUUUGUAGGGGUUGAUGUAUCUUUCGUAAAUUCAGGGUGAUCAAAUUAAGAUCCUUCAUCUGUACCCAUUUGUAAACAGUUAUGUAGACCUAAAUAUUAUUUGAAAUGUGGAAAUGCCGUUUUAUUCAUUUGUGUUACAUAUCAUUUGAAAUGCAGUUGAGUAUAGUUUUUGUUCAUUUGUUUAGAAUUCUCCUCAUUCACAUAUUGCUCUUUGAGAUAGAGAUAGAGAGAGAGAAGGAAGACAUGAAUGAGUGUCAUGAUAAUUGCUAGGGUUGCGUCACUAUCAUGUCACAGACCAACAGGGAGGAGGACAGGGAGCGUCAGAACAGACAUGGAUUCAAAUGCUAUUUGAAAUCUUUCACAUACUUCAAGCAUUUGCUCUAGCCUGCCUAGAGUGCAAGAUGGGUGGGGUUUACAGAUUUGGAACUAGUCUAUUGGUCCAAUACGGCUGGAAGGGUCAAUCAAGCAUGAUUUAAAAUGCUACUUGAACCCAGGUCUGCAUUAGUGGAGUCAUCAGUGGGUGUAGCAGGGUGGAGUUGCCCAUAAACACUGAUCUUGUGUCAGUUUUGCAUUUCUGUACCUUAUGAAAACUUCACCCCUGUCAUCAGAGUGAAUGAGGAAACACCUUCAUCUAGCAGAACUUGUUUAACACAAUAGGGAAAUGACUGACUGGGAAACGUGUAAUCUAACUGGCAUUAAAAACCUGACUGACAGCAGUCAACCAAACAGCCUCAUUUAUUACUUGAUUGAAGAAGAGAAAGGCUGUGUUUUGGACAGUAGUUGUUAUGUCCUGGUUUAGCAUAAGGGGUUAGUCUAACAUUUUAGAAAAUGUAAGCUUUCCAGUACAAUUCUUUAUUGGAGAAGAGAAAGGAUUGUAUUUAGGAAAGUGGUGGUUAGCCUUAUGGCUUGGUUAGCAUAAAUAACAGGUGGUUAGCUUUAGCAUAUGUGGGUAGCAUAAGUGGUAAUAGAAUUAUGGUCUGGUUAGCAGUAGUGGUUAGCAUGACUUAACACUGAGGAUUAUGUGUGGGUUUUGGAGUUACUUUUCAUCUUUAUCUGUUUUGACAGUGAAACAUUCCUCCAUUUCCACAUGGACUUACAGUCUUCCAAGGAAACGACAUUGUGCUUCUAGCAUGUCUUAGAACUAUCCAGACGACCUGAAGGGACUAUACAAUGACUUUGUCUUUUGUUUGUCCUUCCUUUCCCUGACAACAAGGACAUAGAGAUAAGCACUAAAGUACCAUGCAAGACGACCCUGAGGGAUACUUGGUGAUUGGGGGAAACAGAACGGGAGACAUCCACAGGACUGGUAGUGGGUUUGCUGGUGGGGGAGAUGGGGGAGACAGGGGAGAUGGGCAAGACACGAGCAUGGAGCUGAAGGAUUUGACCAGCAGCACAACAGACAAUGAACAUCCGAUUGCAGAAGAAGAUGAGGGCGGUGACAUCGUAACGCAAAGGAAGGACAUCACAGCAAAAAUGAAUGACAUCAGGACUCAAUGUGAUGACUUCGGAGAUGAGGUCAACGGUGAUUCCGAGAGCCAAUCAGCGCACAGUGAGCCUCGGGUCUACAUAGAGGUGGGCGUGGCUAAGGUGGAGCUAGCCUCGGAACCACUCAAGGCCCAAUCGUCUUUCCAAGAAUCUCCGGAGUUCCCGUCCACUGCGAGCACUGGUAACCAUGGCACUGACAUUAAAACAGACACUUUGAUGAAUGACAGCACAAAAUCCAGCAAUGACUCUGAUAAUGAUAGCGCUAAAACGACCACUGACACUUAUGAUAACUUAGAUGAGAGCGGCAAAGUCAACGGUGAAGAUUCUUCGCACAAAAAGAGUACUGAUGCCUUUAAAUUAAAAACAAACCCACACAAUCACAACUCUGAUCUGGCCAUGAUGGACUCCACAACAACCCUCUGCAGACGUAACCACGACAACUACACAACCCCCGACAUCCCGUCCGACGACACUUCCACUUCCAGAUCGGAAACUUCAGUCCCUCUCAACCAAUCGGCCCCUGCGCCCGACAUCACAUGGGACGACACCCCGAACGUUAGGGAGGGGGGUGAAGGCGACGGUAGACCGCCCUCACAGAGGAGUGUAGCAGAGGGGGUGUGCUGCUGCUACAGAGCAGUACACAAGGCCUUCAUAAGGUGCCUAGAGGAGACACCAGCCAUGCUCCCUGGACUGUUGCUGGCCAUGGGCUUCUGUGUGGCUAUCAUCAUCCUUAUACCAACUACCGGAAGGCUGAAAGAGAACAUCAGUGUCCAUGUAGGGGCCCUGUCCGUGGUCUGUGUGGUACUGUGUUUGAGCACAGCCCUGCUGGUGGCCCUGCCCUGGCUGGCCGUGGUGAGGCGGUGUGGGGGAGCGCUGUCCCUUUGCCUCUGGGGGGCCCUGUAUGUCACAGCUAUAGUCUUCACCUUCACCGGAGGGCCCGUCACCGCAUGGGAACAGGUAGCGUUCUUCCUCUUCCUGUCUCUGUGUGUGUACACGGUGCUGCCCCUGUCCCUAGCCUGGGCUCUGAUGGUGGGCAUAGGGACCAGUGUGUCACACAUCAUCAUCAUCAGUGUCUACGUUCCCGUCACCAGGCCUAACACACCAGACCUGGCAGUGCAGCUGGUGGCCAAUGCUGUGUUGUUUUUGUGUGUGAACUGUGUGGGAGUUUUUCACCUGUGGCUGACUGAGCAUGCCCACAGGAAGUCCAGUAAGAAGAAAGAGAGGUUCAGCGCCAUGCGCUCCCAGAGGGACAUGCAAAAACACCAGCAGGAGCACCUCCUCCUGUCUGUGUUGCCACGAUAUAUCGCUAUGGAGCUGAAGACAGAGAUCAUCAAACGACUGUCGGAGAAUAAAGAGAAAGGACAGAACUUUCACAGUCUGUACAUCCGGCAACACAAAGAUGUCAGUAUUCUGUAUGCUGACAUUGUGGGGUUUACUAAGCUGGCCAGUACCUGUUCUCCUGAGGAGCUGGUGGGAGUCCUCAAUAAGCUCUUCGGCAGGUUCGAUGACAUUGCCAAGAAGAACGAGUGUUUGCGCAUAAAGAUCCUGGGUGAUUGUUACUAUUGUGUGUCGGGUCUGCCAGACCCCAUCCCAGCCCACGCCAGGAACUGUGUUCAGAUGGGACUCGACAUGUGCACGGCUAUCAAUAAACUACGGGAGGCUACUGGUGUGGAGAUCAGUAUGAGAGUGGGUGUGCACUCCGGCAACGUUCUCUGUGGCGUGAUUGGUCUACAGAAGUGGCAGUACGACGUCUGGUCACAUGACGUGACCCUGGCCAACCAUAUGGAGUCUGGGGGCAUGCCAGGGCGUGUCCACAUCACAGAGGAGACACUGGGACACUUAGCUGGGGUGUACCAAAUGGAGGACACUGACGGGGGAAGCCGGGAUGCUCUGCUAAAGGGGAGGAAAACCUACCUGGUGAUCGACCCCCAUAAGGAAGACACCACCUCUAAGAGGAAGGAAAAGACAAACGUCCUGACGGUCAGUGGUCAUAGGCAGCGAGCCUCAGUGAGGAUGUCUCAGUACCUGCAGUCCUGGCAGACCAUCUGUCCAUUCUCUGACCUCAGCAACCCUGAGGCCACACCCACCCAGCUGCCAAUCAACCCGACCUGCGCCAGCACGAACCAAUCACAGCCAUCCGCAGAUAGACCACCUACUCAGACCGAUUCCAGCAGUUCCAGUCCGGUCCUGGACGAUGGCAUAAGAGGGUCGUUAGAUACUAUUGACGCUGCAGAGCGGAGAGAAAAGAAGCUGAACUGCAUCACGCUGUUAUUCAAUGACCUAAAGCUGGAGAAACAGUUUCGUCUCUCAGAGGUCAAAGGUCUACACCAGUCAGUAGGCUGCAUGGCUCUCAUCUUCGUGUCUCUGUUUACUGUCCAAAUGCUCGUCUCCCAGAAGAACUUUCACAUGGCUGUGUCGUAUGGUGUCACCUUCCCUGUUCUAGUGUUGCUUCUCUCUGUGGUCUGCACUGGAUACCUUGAGAUAUGGCGCUCUAAAAUCCCUCUCAGUCUACAGUGGGUGACGUCGCUGUCGCAAGGAGUGGCCACAAGGCCGGCGGCACGUUUACUGCUGGUCUGCCUUUGUCUACUCAUCACCUUGCUUAUGGCCAUACUAAACUUUUUCUUUCUACCUGGAAACGACUGUACCUCCAACUCGUACAACACGUCGCAACUACAGAACCUCAACCUGUACACCGUCCCUUAUUACCUGUACUGCUGCCUGCUGGCUAUGCUAAGUGUGGUGGUGUUUGUGAGGACGUGCAUGUCCAUCAAGGUGUUGCUCCUCACACUGGCUGUAGUAGUCUACCUGUCUCUCUUCCUCUACGUCUACGCACCUCGCUCAGACUGUUACAUGGCCCUGCUCUACAACGAUACAAAACCUGGAGUCCUAAAGGAGCCUAAGAUCAUGGCUGGAGUUUGGCUGUUCGUCUUCUAUUUUACAUGCCUGAUACUGGCACGACAGGACGAGUUGGGCUGUCGCGUGGAGUUCCUACUGCAGCAGUGUUUCAGAACUGAGAGGGUUGAGAUGGAGACCAUGGAGAACGUCAACAAACUACUACUGAAGAAUGUCCUACCUCUUCAUGUAGCAUCUAAAUUCAUGGGCAAGACCAUACGCAACCAGGACCUGUACAGCCAGUCCUGUGACUGUGUGUGUGUGAUGUUCGCCUCGGUACCCCAGUUUAAGGAGUUCUACAGCGAGAGCAGUGUGAACCGAGAUGGACUGGAGUGUUUACGUUUCCUCAAUGAGAUCAUCUCAGACUUUGACGAGCUUCUCUCUGAGCCAAAGUUCUGUUCUGUGGAGAAGAUUAAGACUAUUGGCAGCACCUACAUGGCAGCUGCUGGUCUGACCAAUCCUGCUAUAGGGGACGAGCGAAAGGACUGUGAUGUGUCCUACAGCCAUGUACGCAGCAUGGUAGAGUUUGCCAUCGCUCUGAAGAACAACUUGGAGUCCAUCAACCAACACUCCUUCAACAGCUUUAAGCUACGCAUCGGGAUAAACCAUGGUCCAGUGAUUGCGGGGGUGAUCGGAGCCCACAAACCACAGUAUGAUAUCUGGGGGAACUCUGUGAACGUGGCCAGUAGGAUGGACAGCACCGGAGUACUAGACAAGAUCCAGGUGACCGAGGAAACAGCGCAGGUGGUAAAGACCUUUGGCUUCAGUGUGACCAAGAGAGGAGUCAUCACCGUCAAGGGCAAGGGAGAACUUACGACCUACUUCAUCAACACCGACUGACCAAUCAUCUUCUCUGUUCUGACCUCUCCAACCAAUCAUCAUCACUCAUUUAGCCACACGUCAAACUCUGACCUAUCUCAAUCGUCCUUAUUUAUUCGCAUGCAGUAAUGCUGUGAAUGGGGACACUGCAUUAGGAGGAAGGAGGUGUUGUCUUUGGAUGAAUAUGUUAAACCAAAUACAGAAUGUCAAAAAAGAAAUACUUGAUUGGUAGGCAAUUUGUGAUAAUUUAUUACUUGUGUUUUAAAUGAAUCUGUCUCUACUCAUGAACUACUGUAUCUAUCUGUGUGUGAUCUUUGAUGACAGACAACAAAACAAAGCCAUUUAGGAAUAUGCUCUUACUAAUGACAGUGACACAGAGUGGGUUCAAGGCAAGCAAUGACAGUGAAUGUUCCUUCUUAGGAAAUUAUAGGCUUCAUGGAAACACAAGAUUGUGUACUUUUCAAUGGUUUCCUAAAAGGGAUGUUAUAUAUAAUAAGAAUAUGUAUGGGCUGUUAUGUUAUUUAAAUGGAUGAGGAAGUAGUUGACAGUAGGCUAUCACUGCCAAAGGUACUGCUGCCUUCACACUUUUGAAUCCAUCUGCCGCCACUUUAAUACCAUGAAAAUGCAAUAUAACUUACUGUAUUUAACUUUUGGUAAUGUAAUUUCAGAUAAAUGUUUUUUAUUUUGUUUUUACAGAGAUUUAUAUAUUUUGUCUAUUCUGAACGAUUUUAUGAGCACGCCUGGGCAUACAGUAUAUGAAUGUGCAUACAAAUAAACUAAGAUGUGGAAGGUUGCGCAAUCGCUUCUGUAAGCUACUAAAUACCAAAUUGCAUUGAUGUUUUUGUAAGAUAUGUGCAUUUCUU
Messenger RNA from Salvelinus fontinalis (brook trout), 8028 nucleotides. Its product is annotated as adenylate cyclase type 4-like. The coding region runs from base 3209 to 7186 and encodes 1325 amino acids. NCBI's taxonomy places the organism in Eukaryota, Metazoa, Chordata, Actinopteri, Salmoniformes, Salmonidae. The record is from RefSeq and is a predicted model, not a curated record. Gene Ontology annotation, biological process: adenylate cyclase-activating G protein-coupled receptor signaling pathway; intracellular signal transduction; adenylate cyclase-inhibiting G protein-coupled receptor signaling pathway. Gene Ontology annotation, molecular function: adenylate cyclase activity. The transcript is spliced from 26 exons. Gene Ontology annotation, cellular component: plasma membrane.